GCCGCGCGCGGGGCCAUGUCGCGGCCGCCGAGCGCGCUCCCGGCCCAGCCGCCCCCGGCGGCGGCGGCGCGGGCGCUGCGGCGCGCGGCGCGGUUCGUGCGGCGCGCGCUGCCGCUGUGCCGCGCGCACACCGUGGAGUUCUUCACGCGCGGGCUCUGGGAGCGGCUCGUGGCGCUGCGCCCCGACGCCGUGCUCGAGGCGCUGCGCGCGGCCGGGCCGCUGGCGCGCCCCCUGGCGGCGGGCGCCGCGGCGGCUCCGUGCGACGAUGACAUCUUUUCCAGUGCAUUUUGUGAAAACUCUGAGAAGCUUAUCAAUGUACAUUUGUUUGCCCUGGCUGCUAAGUAUUAUUCUUUGCCUAACCUUGGAGUAUGUACCCCACUAGAAGAUAUGCUUGAAGCACUGAAAGGAGACAGUGAAGGAGCAACAGGUAUCAAACCAGAUGAGUUUAUGAAUAAUAAGAAAUCACAUGAAGUGAAGGUCAUGUCAGAGCUGGUAGACAGCAUAGCAAAUUAUUGUGGGAUAAAGCAGGUGAUUGAUAUAGGUUCUGGAAAAGGCUACCUGAGUUCAUUUUUGUCCAUGCAAUAUAACUUAAAAGUUUAUGGAAUUGACUCCUCAAGCUCCAACACAAAUGGUGCUCAUGAAAGAAAUAAAAAAUUGAAGAAACACUGGAGAGCAUAUCAGAGUCGAGGAAGGGAAAACCUCAAAAGCCAGAGUUUGGAAAAGUCAAACAACAGGCCAAUGGAAAGUGAAAUUAACUGUAAAACAAUCAAUGAAGAGCUCUUAAAUAAUGCCAACAGUCUUCAAAAUCAGGACCAAGUGAUUAACCAAGAUUUAGUUCCUUCUUUUGGUUUCACAGAAAUGGCUACACCUGAAACCAACACAGAAACUGAAGCUGAUUUAGUGACUGGGGCACAAUCUCAUGAGACCAAACUUUCUGAAGAGGUUCUUGCUGUUCUAAAUGUUCUUCCUGCUGAUGCUGUAGAAGAUUUUUCUUCAUCUUGUUAUAACUGUGGGGAGCUCUGUGAAGAGGAAAAAGUACAAAGGAAAAUGACAUCUCUCAAGAGUAAAGCAAGAAAAUCAAGUGAAUCGAACCUGUAUUUUCCAUUGACCUCUUGCAUCACUGCAGAAACAGAACUCAGUGACAUCAUAACAGACCUGGAGGACUGUAUGGUGGUGGGUCUACAUACAUGCGGAGAUCUUGCUGCAAAUACACUACGAAUUUUUACUGCCAAGCCUGAAAUCAAAGCCGUUUGCAGUGUGGGCUGCUGCUACCAUCUGUUGUCAGAACAGUUUGAAAACCAAGAAGAAUGCCAGGACCAAGUCUGGGGAUUUCCCAUGUGCCAGUACUUGAAGGACAAAGGCUGGUGCUGUGGUCGCAAUGCUAGGAUGUCAGCAUGCUUGGCUUUGGAGCGAGUUGCAGUUGGCCAAAUGCUGCCUACAGAAUCAUUGUUUUAUCGAGCUGUUCUUCAGGUUAUUAUAGAAGAAAUUUAUGGUGUCACCAAAAGUGAUCGACAUGUUGGAAAAACCUUCUCCAAAUCAUCCUCCUUCGUAGAUUAUGUCAGACGAUCUCUGAAAAAGCUGGAACUGGAUGACUCGAAGCUCCCAGACAGCUGUAUAAUCGAUUAUUAUGAAAAGUACAAGCACAGAAUGAAUGAGCUUGAAGCAUUUAAUAUGUUGAAGGUUGUUCUGGCUCCUUGCAUAGAAGUUUUGAUACUUCUGGAUCGUCUUUGCUACCUCAAGGAGCAGGAAAACAUUGCCUGGUCUGGACUUGUGAAGUUAUUUGAUCCUGUGAAGUCCCCCAGAUGCUAUGCAGUUAUUGCUCUGAAGAACCAGUCAUAUUCUUAAGUGGAAGCAAAUUGCAAAGAGGUUGGAAAUUCUGAACUGAUAGUGCUUUUUCCUCCAUUUUAUUCUGUUAUUUUUAACUGAUUCCUCAAGUACAGUGUUUGUUUUUCGAUGCAAAAGAAAAAAGUGCAAUGUCUCUUUGAAUCUCCAGAAAUAAAUAUCUCCUUUAUAAAUA
Poecile atricapillus (Black-capped chickadee) is the source of this 2017-nucleotide messenger RNA. RefSeq names its product probable methyltransferase-like protein 25. The transcript has 12 exons. The record is from RefSeq and is a predicted model, not a curated record. Lineage: Eukaryota; Metazoa; Chordata; Aves; Passeriformes; Paridae. The coding region runs from base 16 to 1845 and encodes 609 amino acids.